AUGGCGCUUUACGUUUUGGCCGUUUGUAGCGUUGGCCUUUUUCUAGUCGCUGAGCCUACGAAUCAGGUGUCCUUCUCGAAGGCCAGAAGCGGAGCCUUUCUGUCUCCCGAUGCAAGCAACGAAUACGCCACCAUCUUCUUAGGACAAGUCGAAGACGCCGAUAUGCAGCAAGAAGUCGAAGAAGACACAGAUGCACUAGUAGAAGAAGCUACAGCAGAGGAACGAUCCGUGCUUGCUUUCCUGCGCGACCAACACAAUGCCCACAGGAAUGACAGCAGAGAUGAUGACGACUUGGGUGACAAUGACUGGGACGAUGAGGAACAUGAAGAACUCAUAUACGUUUGCUUUGUUUCGAACGAAGGUGCUGAAUGGGCCUGUGCAAACAGGGCCCCCCAGCAGCAGUAUCCCGGUGGCAUGUAUUGUCCUCACGACAUGUGUUGCAGUGACACAGUAUCCUACAUGGGGAAAGUUGGAAAAAUUUGUACCUCCGAUGAAUCGUUUUGUCAAUCUUACAACGCUGAGUACUCCUACGGCCGCUGCACUUGCGAACAUAAAGCAGCUGAAUGCCCGCAAAACUCGUCUUGCAAAAACACUAAGAAGGGCUCUGGCUGCGAGUGUGACCACGGAUACAUCAAGGAAAAUGGUAAAUGUGUCAAGCGUGGAUCCACAGCCACAUCUACCACCACAGCAGCAGCACCCCAUGCAUCUGGCAAGGCAGGCCCCUGCACAGCCACUGACUGCCGCCCUGGGUUUUGUAAGGUCGAGGAUGAUGCGAUAAGCUGCACCUGCGUGUCAGGGUAUAUUCCUAAAGAGGUUAAUGGGAGGCCUGCCUGCGCGUAUCCCUACGCAAACUAA
Molecule: messenger RNA, 855 nt
Organism: Cyclospora cayetanensis
Lineage: Eukaryota; Apicomplexa; Conoidasida; Eucoccidiorida; Eimeriidae
Exons: 1
Coding region: 1-855 (284 amino acids)
Source: RefSeq, a predicted model, not a curated record